GUCCAGAUGAGAGGCGGGCGCCAGGAAGCCUCGCCCUUCGCCGACGUGUGACGUCAGAGUCGCCAUGGCCAGCUAUCCGUAUGGGCAGGCAGGACAAGCUCCUGGAGCCCCUCCGGGUGGCUAUUAUCCUGGACCCCCCCAUGGCGGAGGCCAGUAUGGCAGCGGAGUACCCCCGGGUGGUGGCUAUGGAGGAGGGCCUGCCCCUGGGGGGCCUUAUGGACCACCAGCCGGUGGAGGGCCUUAUGGACCCCCCAACCCUGGGGGGCUCCCCCCUGGAACUCCAGGAGGACCGUAUGGCGGUGCAGCCCCAGGAGGCCCCUAUGGACAGCCACCUCCAAGCUCCUAUGGUGCCCAGCAUCCCGGUCCUUAUGGACAGGGACCUCCUCCAGGUGGCGUUCCCCCCAAUGUGGACCCUGAGGCCUACUCCUGGUUCCAGUCAGUGGACUCCGAUCACAGUGGCUACAUCUCCAUCAAGGAGCUGAAGCAGGCCCUGGUCAACUCCAACUGGUCCUCGUUCAAUGACGAGACGUGCCUCAUGAUGAUAAACAUGUUUGACAAGACCAAGUCUGGCCGUAUUGAUGUCUACGGUUUCUCAGCGCUGUGGAAGUUCAUCCAGCAGUGGAAGAACCUCUUCCAGCAGUAUGACCGGGACCGCUCAGGCUCCAUCAGUCCCACAGAGCUGCAGCAAGCUCUGUCCCAGAUGGGCUACAACCUGAGCCCUCAGUUCACCCAGCUCCUGGUCUCCCGCUACUGCCCGCGCUCUGCCAAUCCUGCCAUGCAGCUGGACCGCUUCAUCCAGGUGUGCACCCAGCUGCAGGUGCUGACCGAGGCCUUCCGGGAGAAGGACACAGCUGUGCAGGGCAACAUCCGGCUCAGCUUCGAGGACUUCAUCACCAUGACGGCGUCUCGGAUGCUCUGACCCCACCCAUCCGCAGAGUGGGGCGCACCAGGGGACCUAUCCCAGCCCCUCAAGGGGGUGGGGGGAAGCAUGUGGGCUUCUUUAACUGCCCCUCCUAGAAAAAGAUUUCUGCCUUGCCUGAUGCAGCCCUGUUCCCCAAGAGGGCUGGGAACCACCCAAUAGUGGGAUGCUGGGUUGAGGCCAUAGGGGGCCUGACCUGCGAGAAGACAGGAAGUUCAGUGUCCUUCAGACUCUGAGCGUUUAAUGGCACAGCCUUGUGCCAAGAGCAGGAGAUGCCAGUCCUUGCAGUGGGGUCCACUCGCCGGGCUGCAGCCUCCAGUUGCCCUUUCUGCCGCAGUGUGCAUCUGCACUUACACUAGCACCUGUGGCCCUCACCCCGCUGUCCCGUCAGGCGGACUGACCGUCAGUUUCUCCAGAGUGGAAUCUGCCCAUGUGUGAGAGAGUGGCCAGGGGAUUGGUGGCAUGGACCCACCACCUCUGUGUCUGUGGGGAUGAGCGUCCAGCGGCCUGGGGACUCCCCGCUCGGGGAGCUUGGGCAUCUGCUGUCUGGGCAUCUUUGGCCAGGUUGCUGCCCUCUGCAGCUUGGACCCUCACUUGCCUGCCACUCUCCACUGGGCUUCAGUCUCCAGGGGACACUUGCCAUCUCCCACUGCCAAUGCUGUUUUUAUUUGCAUUUUUUUCAUUUGGGGCCAAAAGUUCAGUGCAACUGUAAUCUUCAAUAAAAGGGUAACAUGCUGGAG
This is a messenger RNA of Condylura cristata (star-nosed mole), 1659 nucleotides long. RefSeq names its product penta-EF-hand domain containing 1 (gene PEF1). Gene Ontology annotation, biological process: COPII vesicle coat assembly. Gene Ontology annotation, molecular function: calcium ion binding. The coding region runs from base 65 to 919 and encodes 284 amino acids. The transcript has 5 exons. The record is from RefSeq and is a predicted model, not a curated record. Lineage: Eukaryota; Metazoa; Chordata; Mammalia; Eulipotyphla; Talpidae.